AUGAAAAAGGCAAAAGAGUUUUCUAGACGAAACGAGAACAGAGAAGGAAAUAGAGUGAGGAGAAGAAUGGACUUACUGGAGAUGUUGAGGUGUGCUAUGAAUGAGGAGCGUCAGAAAUUUUUGACGAGUUUUCGGAAGAAAAAGGGCAAGAAAGAUGAGGAGGAAAAGGAAGCAUUACCAGCAUGCUUUGUUAACAGUUUUAAGACCAGUUUUGCAAAUGUCGUUUUAAUGAUUGUUUUGAUUGCUUCGACAUUGUUCGUGGGAAGAAUUGCAUCUUUCUUUGAUAAAAUUGUAUUGCUAGAGCUACUCAAUGAGUAG
Molecule: messenger RNA, 318 nt
Organism: Loa loa (African eye worm)
Lineage: Eukaryota; Metazoa; Nematoda; Chromadorea; Rhabditida; Onchocercidae
Exons: 2
Coding region: 1-318 (105 amino acids)
Source: RefSeq, a predicted model, not a curated record